CAUGAGAGUUGAAGCAUUUUUCAACGGUUUUCCUCUUAAAGCUAUUUGUGUCUGUCACUGUGGAAAUGCCAAGAGACACAGGCAGGGAGUCAGGUAAGGGUGGAGGAAGUACCGGGAGUAAGGAGAGAGAAGAGCAGUGGAGGAGGAGCAGUGCGGGAAUGAUUGCAGCUUCAGACAUGAAGCUAUCAAGUCUGAACUGGAGAGAAGAAGGUAACUGCUGCUCAGAGAGGGAGAGAUAAUGACUGAAGGUCGGUCUCAAGUCUGGGACUUUUAAAAACCCCCAUGUAACAAAAUCCAUGUCUCUACAGCUGGGACAAGAGUCACUUUCUGUCUCCAAAGAAAACAUCCAAGAAAUAGUUACUUGUGAAUUUGAACUGCGCACCAAACGUGGCUUUAAGUGUUCUGAAUGUGAGUUGAGCCCAGCCACUCAAUGGUUUUAUUAGGUCUGCACUGCUGGCUUCAUAUCAUUCUUUUAAAGCUGUUGAUCCAGGUGAUCCUGCUCCCACACUGGCGUCCACUGCGAAGCUCCCCCUCCCUCCCCGCUCUUCACUGGGUCCGGAUCAGGGAAGCUGCACCCGGCUGGCUGCACGCAUCAUCUCCAGACGUCAGAGCGUCAAACGGAGCUCGAGCUCUUUGGGAUUCAAAAAAUAAAAAAAUAAAAAAUGCGAUCAAAACGCAUGCGUAAUAUCGAACAGACGCCUCGGGGGAGUCGGAAGCGGGCUAGUUUCACAACACCGGCCUCAGAGGACUGGAGGGACAGCUGCCUGGUGCGCAGCGAGCGAAGCAGCGAGGCUGGCGCGUAAAAGCGCACACGAAGAAGACUCGCUGUCCGUUUCCAAGGCAAUGCGACUUUUAGAGGACACGUGGGCAACUUUGUUUUCGGACGUAUGGCAGUGAACGUCACUUCAGGUCUGCUCUCAGAUCUUGAAUAACAGCUGAUGGAGCCCGUGAUGGCCGUGAUGAACCACGCCGCCUACCGCGACCCAGCGCACAGAAACCUGGGCAUGAGGCAGAUCUCAGCCUCGCGUCACCUCCGGCAGCCGCUGCAGCUCGACCGUGACGGACUCGCAGUGGGGCACCUUGGAGUGGCCGAUGUUGCGCAUUCAGUCGGGAGCGCGCAUGUGAACAUUGGGAACGUUGACAGUAACGUGGUGCGUCACGGAGCGCGCAUCUAUUCCCACUUUCCAGGCCCCAGCUGCUCCGCGGCUUCCCCGGGACAGCUGUCGGCCAGCAGGCACCUGCAGAAACUCAACACGCAGUUUCGUAACGGGCAACCCGCGUCCCGUCAUCCGAGUCACAUGCACGAGCCACAAACUGACAGCGACCCGGAGCGGUUUGGAGACGACAGCGACCCGGCGCACUUCGGUGCGCCCGGGUGGCCUCCGGCGCCACAACAGGACCACGUCCCCGGAAUAGACUCUGAUCUGGUGGACGAGGAGGUUCUGAUGGGUCUGGUGCUAGAGUUCGGUUUGGACCGUGUGAAGGAGCUCCCGGAGCUGUGGCUCGGACACAACGAGUUCGAGUUGGUGGCGGACUUUGUGUGCAAGCAGCAAGCCAGAGUGAGCUGAGCUGCGGCAGAGUGACCUCAGCCUGCAGCCUGCGGGGUUACUGACCGACUUUCAUUUCAAAGUACAAACGUACACAUUCAUUUAGAACUGCCAGAGCGGCGACUUUCUGAUGCAUUGAUGAUAUUUCUGGUCAAAUCAUCCAUCUGUUGAAGUCAAAUUGUUUCCCACUGUUUUUAAGUUUACGUCACACACUUUCUGCCUCAGCUGUGCAGAGGUUAGGCUACAUGGUCUGGAUACUUAGUCAUAAAAACAUAUUUGAAUGCAGCUUGAAGAGGAGAACCAAAACCUGAAAUGAGAACUUGUACAUUUGAGUUUACAUUAUUUGUGUAUUUUCAAAAGGUCAUGUUCUGGAUUUUCACAUCCUAUGGAGUCAAACAAACGGACCCCAUAGAACAGACCGGUUUCAGACCUGAUCUCUGUAGCAGCCAUCGGGCGCACAUGCGCAGGACACUGAACCCUUACCUGCUCACUGUGGAAUGCAAAAGGAGAUUUUACUUUCAACAGCAUUCAAACAUGUACACAUGUAAAUAUGUUCUGUGGAGCUUAUUAAGCUGCAAAAAGUACAGGUUUGGCCUGUAGUCCUGAUACUGUGAGAUGAUGUGGAUUAUACAGUUUACUUAUUCUCUCAGUGCUCCUUCAGCAUGCUGCCUACUGUGGACUCCAACCUCUCAGUUUUUUGUACAUUGUUUGGUGAAAAAUCACUUUACUGAGACUGUUAUGUUUAAUCUGCAGUGAUGAAUAAAACAGCUUUUUAGAGAACUGA
Molecule: messenger RNA, 2331 nt
Organism: Siniperca chuatsi (mandarin fish)
Lineage: Eukaryota; Metazoa; Chordata; Actinopteri; Centrarchiformes; Sinipercidae
Gene: cited2
Product: Cbp/p300-interacting transactivator, with Glu/Asp-rich carboxy-terminal domain, 2
Exons: 2
Coding region: 939-1568 (209 amino acids)
Biological process (GO): regulation of DNA-templated transcription
Cellular component (GO): nucleus
Source: RefSeq, a predicted model, not a curated record